GGCCGAGGGUGUUCCCAAUAGUAUGUUUCUGACGCGAUGCGUCGCCGCUGACGGAAGUGCAGAGCGCUUGUGUUGUUGUGCUCGGCUUGUGUCAUGUACGGCGGUCUGUGAGAUGAGCGGUGAGAUCUUGUCAUGGCAUCCGCGCGCAUUAUGGCAGCUCUAUCGGGUCAGAGCGACGAUCCCGCCGAACCGGACCAGUCCGUGCAGCACAUGCUGAAGGCCAUCGCGGACGAGCGGAACCGCCUGAGCGUCAGACAGGACCUCGGCGGACUGGGGUGCUUCAAGGAUGACCGCAUAGUGUUCUGGACAUGGAUGUUCUCCACAUACUUCAUGGAGAAAUCGGCACCACGUCAGGAUGAUAUGCUUUUCUAUGUGCGCCGGAAGCUCUCUUACGUCAGUGCAGACAACACAGAAGGGAAGAAGGUGGAGGUUGAGGUUUACAGAAGAGACUCUAAAAAGCUGCCUGGACUCGGUGAUCCUGACAUCGACUGGGAGGAGAGCGUCUAUCUCAAUCUCAUCCUGCAGAAUCUGGACUAUGUGGUCACAUGUGCAGUUUGCACACGCUCAGAUGCAGGAGACAUCCACAUCCACAAAAAGAAAUCCCAGCAAGUGUUUGCCUCUCCAAGCAAACACCCAAUGGACAGCAAAGGGGAGGAGUCAAAAAUGAGCUACCCCAACAUCUUCUUCAUGAUUGACAGCUUUGAGGAGGUAUUCAGUGAUAUGACUGUUGGAGAAGGUGAGAUGGUAUGCGUGGAGCUGGUGGCCAGUGACAAAAGCAACACAUUUCAGGGCGUCAUCUUCCAGGGCUCCAUCCGCUACGAGGCCCUAAAGAAGGUCUAUGAUAACCGGGUAAGUGUGGCAGCUAAGAUGGCCCAGCGGAUGUCAUUCGGCUUCUACAAGUACAACAACAUGGAGUUUGUGCGGAUGAAGGGUCCUCAGGGGAAAGGUCAUGCUGAGAUGGCUGUGAGUCGAGUGCCCACUGGAGACACCUCACCCUGCGGCACUGAAGAGGACCAAGACUCCCCUCUUCAUGAGAGGGUGACGUCAUUUAGCACUCCCCCAACCCCAGAAAAAAACAGGCCCUCUUUCUUCUCACCGUCACUCCGCCGGAAAGUGCCCAGAAACCGAAUUGCUGAGAUGAAGAAAUCACACUCAGCAAAUGACAGUGAGGAGUUUUACAGAGAAGAGGAUGAUGAAGACUUGUGCAACGCCACAAACUUGCGCUCCCGCUCUCUGUCAGGAACGGGCCACUCACUGGUCGGUUCUUGGCUCAAGCUGAACAGAAAAGAGGAGUAUUUUCUGUUAUAUUCCCAUCUCACCUACGUGACUCUUCCUUUGCAUCGCAUCACCACAGAUAUUCUGGAGGUGAGACAAAAGCCCAUUUUGAUGACGUAACAUUAACUGAUCCUUCAAAAUCCAUGUUACCAAGUGCCUCCUCACAUCAGGCUCCAGAGGAACCGCCGUGUGCCGUACGGACAGAUAACUAAAAUCUAUGAACAAUACGCAACAGUGAACAAGACGAGGCAAAGAGAAACCUAAG
Messenger RNA from Carassius carassius (crucian carp), 1540 nucleotides. RefSeq lists its product as uncharacterized. Lineage: Eukaryota; Metazoa; Chordata; Actinopteri; Cypriniformes; Cyprinidae. The record is from RefSeq and is a predicted model, not a curated record. Bases 133 to 1395 code for a protein of 420 amino acids. The transcript has 10 exons.